AUGUCCGAACCUUUUGACAAGGAAAGGCAUUGUUUAACGCCAGAAUUGAUUCGAAUGCAUGUCAAUCAAAAGAAAAUACAAUGGAAGCAGCCUCAGUGCAUCAAAAGGUCCCCCUGGCUCUCAGAGGUCGCCUUGAAAGGCGAAUUCGGCGAGAUAGGUCUCGAGGCUUUGCAUGAAUCUAUCUUGCGUCUUCGUCAUCUUACUGGUAGCGAUACUGACGAGUGGCGUAAAAGGGUCGAAAAAUGUGAAGGAAUACUUCAAAAACAUAUACAACAGGCAGCUGAUCACAUAGAAUUUCUUCAUCAUGAAGAAAAAGCUGCUCGAAGGAAGGAAAAGGCUUCGAGGAAAAGGCUUCGGGAAAAGGAAGAAGAAAAAGCUGCUCCAAUGCAGUUAAAGGCUCAGAGUAAAAGAUCUCGGGAAGAGGAAACAGAAAAAGCUGCUCAGAGGAAGAAAGAAGCUCAGAGUGAAAGAUUUUGGAGAGAGGAAAAAGAAAUACGGGAGCAAUAUUUCAGAAGGGGAGUAAAGGAACUAGGUUAUACGAAAGAUGCAGAGUCCCCUGAAGAUUUGUCUUGGACAGACCCUAAUGCUUCCGGUUUCCAUCACCCAGAACCCGAAUCUCAUUCAAACGUUGGUGCUUUCAGACCUGGAGUACAAGAUGUAUAUCUUAAUUCUCCUCAUCGAUUGACAACAACUUCGACGGCUCAAGGACAGGUUCAAGGAUUGAACGCUAGCUCCGCAUCACAUCUCUCUCAAUACUCACGCAAUUCUUCCCCUCAGUUUACACCUAUGUCUUCACCCUAG
Molecule: messenger RNA, 801 nt
Organism: Botrytis sinoallii
Lineage: Eukaryota; Fungi; Ascomycota; Leotiomycetes; Helotiales; Sclerotiniaceae
Exons: 1
Coding region: 1-801 (266 amino acids)
Source: RefSeq, a predicted model, not a curated record